Terrapene triunguis (Three-toed box turtle) is the source of this 1242-nucleotide messenger RNA. Its product is annotated as lanC-like protein 3. NCBI's taxonomy places the organism in Eukaryota, Metazoa, Chordata, Testudines, Emydidae. Gene Ontology annotation, biological process: peptide modification; carbohydrate metabolic process. Bases 1 to 1242 code for a protein of 413 amino acids. Gene Ontology annotation, cellular component: plasma membrane. The record is from RefSeq and is a predicted model, not a curated record. The transcript has 5 exons.
AUGGAGAGCAAGCGCUGCUUCGCCAACCGCUUCGAUGACUACGCGGGCAGCCUGCCGGCCGGGCAGCGCCACGAGGCGGUGGUGCCCUGGGUCGCCUCCACCAUCGAGCGCAUCCUGCAGCAGGUGCCCCCGCUGGAGGGCGGCGCGGCGGCGGCGGCGGGGGGCGGCCUGUACGGCGGGCUGGCCGGGGUGGCCUACAUGCUGUACCACGCCGCGCGCUGCCCGCUCCUGGCCCCGGCCCGGGACACCUACCUGCUGGCGGCCCGGCGCCUCGUCGACGCCUGCGUGCGCUACGAGGAGGAGUGGGGCGAGCCGGACGUUGACACGCGGGCCGCCUUCCUGCUCGGCGGGGCCGGGGUCUACGCGGUGGCCGCGCUGGUCUACCAAGCCCUGGGGCUGCCCGACUUCGGCCGGCUGCUGGGCCGGUUCCGGGAGCUGAGCCAGAUCUGCGCCCCCGUCACCUUCCUGGAGUGCGGCUCCGACGAGCUCUUCGUGGGCCGGGCCGGCUACCUGUGCGCCGCCCUGGUGCUCAAGCAGAAGCUGGGCAUGGAGAUGUUGACCCCAGUGCAGAUCAGAUCAAUUUGCCAGGCUAUAUUAGAAUCUGGGAAGCAGUAUGCUGUGAAGAAGAGGAAACCAUGCCCACUCAUGUACUCUUAUUAUGGAACAGAAUACCUUGGUGCAGCCCAUGGCCUUUCAUCCAUCCUUCAGAUGCUGCUGUCCUAUUACGAGUACCUUCAGCCUGCAGAUCAGGAGCUUGUAUGGCAGAGCAUUGACUUUCUUAUGGACCAAGAACAGAACAGCAACUGGCCUCCUGAACUGGGAGAGACAAUUGAGCGGGAGAAUGAGCUUGUGCACUGGUGUCAUGGAGCUCCAGGUAUUGCAUACCUGUUUGCUAAAGCUUAUCUGAUUUCCAAGAAGCCCCAGUAUCUAGACACUUGUAUCCGCUGUGGGGAACUGACAUGGCAGAAGGGCCUGCUGAAGAAGGGACCUGGAAUUUGCCAUGGAGUGGCUGGUAGUGCCUAUGUGUUCCUACUCCUAUAUAGGCUUACUGGGAACUCUAAAUACAUCUACAGAGCACAAAGGUUUGCAGAGUUCUUAUUUACAGAAGAAUUUAAGGCUGGUUCCCGGGCAUUAGAAAACAUAUAUAGUCUGUAUGAAGGCUUCUCGGGGACUGUGUGUUUCCUGAUUGACUUGCUGCAGCCCAACCAGGCCGAGUUCCCUCUCUUCAGUGUCUUUGUCUAG